AUGAAGCUGCUCCUGAGCCUCCUGCCAUCCCUCUUCUAUGCUGCUACAAAGCCGGCCCCGCUUCGCCCCCGGCCGGACGGGCGCGCGUGUCCCCUGGGACAGUUCCCCUGCGGCAACCUCUCCGCCUGCUUACCCCAGGCCCUGCACUGCAACGGCGUGGAGGACUGCGGCAACGGCGCUGACGAAGAAAACUGCGUGGACGACAGCGGCUGGCUGCAGAUCCUGGGGGACAUGCUGGCCGCGAGGAGCAGCAGAGCGACGGCGGACGCGGAGGCGGGCGCCUGCCGGCUGGAGCUCGUCCCGGAGCGGUGCCGCUGCUGGGGAAGCACGGUGGACUGCACGGCGCGGGACCUCGGCGCCGUCCCACUGGCCUCCUCCAACGUGACGAAGAUGGACCUGAAGAAAAAUAAAAUUUGCUUUCUGCGGGAUAACCAGUUUUCCACAUACAAGAGCCUGGAGAAACUCUUUUUGCAGAACAACAAGAUCCAGUCAAUCUCACCCAAGGCCUUUGCUGGGCUUUUCCAUCUUAAAAUGCUGUUCCUCAGCCACAACAGGAUCGCCCAGCUGAAGCCCCGGGUUUUUGAGGACCUCGGUCGCCUCGAGUGGCUGAUGCUGGACAACAACCGGAUCGCCCAGGUGGCCCCAGCCGCCUUCGCGGGGCUGCGAUCGCUCUACUUCCUGUACAUGCUGAACAACUCGCUGACAAGGAUGCCGAGCGCCUCCCUGUGCGCGGAGGUGCCCAAGCUCAGCUGGCUGGAGCUGGAGGGCAACGGGAUCCGGGCGGUGCGCAGGGCCGCGUUCCAGGAGUGCCGCCACUUCACGGUGCUGAUUCUGCGCAGGAACAAGAUCAGGUGGAUCCAGGACAGGACGUUCUCUAAGCUGAACAGGCUGGUGGAGCUAGACCUCUCGGCCAACAGCCUGGGUGAGCUGCCACCAUCCUUAUUCCAGGGCCUGGUGGGCCUCCAGCAGCUGAAUAUUUCCUACAACCCCUUGAAACAGAUCUUCCCCGGCCAGUUUGAAAGCCUGCCCCAGCUGCGGUCCCUGAGCUUGGAAGGGCUGGAGAUCCCCAACAUCCACAACGUGACCUUGCAGAAGCUCACCAACCUCUCCCACAUCUACUUCAAGAAGUUCCAGUACUGCAGCUAUGUGCCCCACGUGCGCAGCUGCAAGCCCAACACAGACGGCAUCUCCUCGUUCGAGAACCUCCUCGCCAACAUCAUCCUGCGGGUCUUCGUCUGGGUCAUCGCCUGCAUAACUUGCUUCGGGAACCUCUUUGUCAUCUGCAUGCGGUCCUUCGUCAUCACAGAGAACAGCCAGCACACCAUGGCCAUCAAGUCCCUGUGCUGUGCAGACUGCCUCAUGGGCGUCUAUCUUUUCGUCAUUGGAGCCUUUGACCUCAAGUACUCGGGCGAAUACAACAAGCACGCCCAGGUGUGGAUGGCCAGCCUCCAGUGCCAGCUUGUGGGCAGCCUGGCCAUGCUGUCCUCUGAGGUGUCAGUCUUGCUGCUGGCAUAUGUGACCCUGGAGAAAUACUUCUCCAUUGUUUUCCCGUUCAGCCACUACAGAGCUGGCAAGAAACAGACCAUCUCUAUGCUGGUAAUGAUCUGGCUCCUGGGCUUCUCCCUCAGCAUCAUCCCCUUGUGGUGCAAGGACUCCUUUGGAAACUACUAUGGGAGGAAUGGCGUGUGUUUCCCGCUGCAGUCUGACGCGAGCGAGAGGCCCAGCGCCAGGGGCUACUCCACCGGGAUCUACCUGGGUUUGAAUCUCGUGGCAUUCAUCACCAUAGUCUUUGCCUACACCAGCAUGUUUUACUCCAUCCACAUCACUGCAUCCAAAACUGCAGAAAGAAGUGUCUGCUCCCGGGAAGUUGCCAUUGCAAAACGGUUCUUCUUCAUUGUAUUCACUGAUGCUCUCUGCUGGAUACCCAUCUUUCUCCUCAAGCUGCUUUCCCUGCUGCAGGUGGAAAUACCAGGCACCAUCACCUCUUGGGUGGUCAUUUUCAUCCUGCCCAUCAACAGUGCCCUGAAUCCCAUCCUCUACACCAUCACUACCACCUCCUUCCAGGAAAAGAUAAAGGGACGUUUGCAGACAAAGCAGUUGGUGCUGCAGGAGUCCCGGAAGAGUUUUACCCUGGUGAUGACACAGGCCAGCAGUGCCUGA
Molecule: messenger RNA, 2160 nt
Organism: Rhea pennata
Lineage: Eukaryota; Metazoa; Chordata; Aves; Rheiformes; Rheidae
Product: relaxin receptor 1-like
Exons: 18
Coding region: 1-2160 (719 amino acids)
Biological process (GO): hormone-mediated signaling pathway; activation of adenylate cyclase activity; adenylate cyclase-activating G protein-coupled receptor signaling pathway
Cellular component (GO): plasma membrane
Molecular function (GO): G protein-coupled peptide receptor activity; protein binding
Source: RefSeq, a predicted model, not a curated record